AUGAUGUGGAGACUCCGCCAGGUUCUUCUGCUACUGCUGUCCUUCUCCUUAGCCCUUACAGAUCCCUUGCGGAGUGAGACUGAUGAGGAGCACGAAGCCAAGCCCGACCCCAGAUCCUACAUGGCUUACUUGUCGACUAGCGAUGGCCCUUCCUGUAUCGGAUUCCUGGUGGCGCCCCAGUGGGUAAUGACGUCUGCGCUCUGCGAUGCCACCUAUAGUGUCAUCCGCUUUAAUAAAACCUCUAGUGAAGUGUUUCGUGUUGAGGCUAACUACCCACACCCUGACUAUGACAAAUACGACAACUCAAACGAUAUCCGUCUGCUCAAGCUGAAUUCCAAGGGUUCUUUGACUGAAUACGUCAACACCCUGCGCUUGCCCAUAUUCGACCGUGAGCUCUCCGAUGGGACUCCCUGCAGCGUGGAAGGCUUGGGUCGGGUUUACGAAGAUGUCAUUGUCUAUGGCCAUAGUCAGUGCAAGAAGUUCUAUCCCCAUAUCAAUUAUGGGAAGCUCUGUGCUAGGAGAAAGGACAAGUCUAGGACCUUCUAUGAGGCGGACUCGGGUGGCCCCUUGGUGUGCAAUGGUGUGGCAGAAGGAAUCAACUUGUAUCCCUAUCCCGGCUGUCCUGGAGUUUACACCCGCAUUGCCCAUUACCUUCCAUGGAUCAAGAGAACCAUGAGACUGUGA
Messenger RNA from Podarcis muralis (Common wall lizard), 684 nucleotides. Lineage: Eukaryota; Metazoa; Chordata; Lepidosauria; Squamata; Lacertidae. The record is from RefSeq and is a predicted model, not a curated record.